This is a messenger RNA of Lactuca virosa, 947 nucleotides long. The record is from the annotation of a GenBank genome assembly. Lineage: Eukaryota; Viridiplantae; Streptophyta; Magnoliopsida; Asterales; Asteraceae.
CCAUCGUCCUUAAAUCAUAUCUUCCACAAUACGUUAAUAAAUGUUUGUCAUUAUAACACAUAUCUUACAUUAUAUAUAUUAACUCAUAUCAGCCAUUAUAUACUAACAUAGUGCGCCAUUUUCCAUCCAGGUCAGAAUUCUUUGUUGAUUCUUUUAUGCUCCUUCAUCUCCUAUAACAUGAUUUUGUUCAACUAAAGCAUGUUGCUUAGAUUGCGAGAAAGGUGAUCAGCAUUAUUCUCAUGGUGAAAUAAAAAAUUGAAAAAAGAAAGCAGUUGAUGAUUAUGAGCUUACAAAUGGAACAAAGAGAUUGGAACGAGCUGCCAGUUCACUGUCUGGUUGAGGUUUUUGGAAGAGUCGGAAUUGAAUCACUUGUAGAGACUUGUCCUUUAGUCUGCAAGUCUUGGUAUGAGGCUACAUUCUACCCUCAAUGUUGGGAACAACUCGUCUUUACUAAAUCUCCUUCUUUACGAAGUUCCAAACAUCCGAUUCCAAGAUUGAUUUUAGACAAGGAUUCAUGGUCUGAUUGUUGUCUUGUGGUGCCACUUGAUCAAACGAAAUAUGCAGAUGAGUCUUUUGAAAAGUUCGUUAAAUUUGCCAUCGGCCGUAGCCAUGGACUUGUAACCGCGAUUGUCUUUCACCCUAAAUCGCUUCUUAAAGAAGGCCAAAUUGCAUGGAUCGCUCAACGAUGCCCCUCUUUAAAGCUCUUGGUUUUACCGAGCUAUUUGAGCUAUGUGAUUAACUUUGAAGUCUCAAACUCUAUCUGCAACUGGAAAGAUUUAGAGGCUUUACAAAUUGCGUCCUUGAUCGGAUUGAAGAAAACCAUUGCCAACAUUGGGUGCCAGGAACUUGAGCAACUCGACGUUAGCAAGUUUAAAGGCGUGGCAGGCGACCAUGAGAUACAGGAACUUGCAAGUCGUAUUUGUGUAUUUAAACACGAAGGAUCUUGA